AUCAACUUUUUGUUCUAUAACUAAAGUUCACUGAUGACGUCGUGCUCUUAAAAGAACUCUGCAGAAAUUGUUAAUAGGGAUAUGCAUUCUAUUGUUCGUUUCAGCAACCUUUUGUGGACCUCAAUAUUGUUUAAGAAAUCAUUUGAAGCAACGUUUAAUUUUAAAGCACUUAGUGCUAGAAAGACUUUUGUUAAGUAAUAUUUAUAGCGUAGAAAGUAAAAUAAAUCAAGAAUAAUGACUCUUCUGGACCCACUCUAUACAAAUUUAACCCUGGAUGAAUACUACGAGCAGUAUGUGACGGCGGAAAAUAAGUUUGUGAAGCCCAAUCUCAGUCGUUAUCCUUCUCAGGCCGAACUGAAGCGUCACUACAAUCGCACUCACUACUAUGGCCCAUUUUACAAGCAUCGUGGCUUCCCAGCCAUAAAUCAGAAUCUUAUGCUACAGAUUCACACACAGCCAGAGUUCAAAUCGAAGCGGUGGGCAAAGCUCAAACCGGCAAACGCGUUGAACUUCUGCCCGCGCAAGACUGAGAAGACCGAGUCAACUAUUUUGAAGACCGAACCGACUCGCCCAAAGACCGAGCAGAAGCCGAGGAAGAUGGAGCCUUCACGCCUGGUAAAGACAAUUCCGAAUAGCAUGGUCGAUUUUGAACCGAAAUGCGACCUGCGGAUCGAGUCGAAGAACGAUCUAUGUAUUGAUUCGCAAUCGCAGCUAAGGCGCGAUAAAAGCCCAAAGCCAAACCCCUCGCUGCACCACGAACCGCAACCAAAGCGCGUGCCGAAAAACGAGCCGCUGUGUGAUGAGGAGAAUGAGUCGAAACAUGAGCCGAAGCACCACUCGACGCGCCAGCCCAGGCGCAAGCUGAAGCGCGAGCUAAGGAACGAUUGCAAUACUGAGGUGAAGACGGAGCCGAAGGGCGAGCUGACGAUGGAUGCUAGUCCGGUCGCAGAUAGGAAGUCGGAUAGGGAGUCGGAUUCGGUAUUGGACUUGGUAACUAAGACGGAACACUGGUUCAGCAUCAAGUCGAAGCGCGAGUGCAGGACUAAGGCGAAGCGCAAACUAAAGAACGAGCCGCGAAGCUACUCGAAGCGUGUGAAGAGAGAGUCGACGAGGGGCAAGGACGAAGAGGAAAAGGAAAACAAGUCUCCCACCAUGGAAGACGAUGUGGUUGAUGAGCUGGACUUGGGCCUGCAUGAAUACGAUCAUUUUAUGCUGGAAAUCGAGGGCGAUCCAAACUUCUAA
Molecule: messenger RNA, 1242 nt
Organism: Scaptodrosophila lebanonensis
Lineage: Eukaryota; Metazoa; Arthropoda; Insecta; Diptera; Drosophilidae
Product: balbiani ring protein 6-like
Exons: 5
Coding region: 235-1242 (335 amino acids)
Source: RefSeq, a predicted model, not a curated record